Messenger RNA from Pyrus x bretschneideri (Chinese white pear), 2453 nucleotides. Its product is annotated as putative wall-associated receptor kinase-like 16. Gene Ontology annotation, cellular component: plasma membrane. Bases 101 to 2365 code for a protein of 754 amino acids. Gene Ontology annotation, molecular function: ATP binding; protein serine/threonine kinase activity; calcium ion binding. Gene Ontology annotation, biological process: cell surface receptor signaling pathway; protein phosphorylation. The record is from RefSeq and is a predicted model, not a curated record. Lineage: Eukaryota; Viridiplantae; Streptophyta; Magnoliopsida; Rosales; Rosaceae. The transcript has 3 exons.
UCACCAAUAAGAAAAUACAAUAGAGGAUUAGGCAAGGGAUUCGUACCAUUGCGCAGCCAUACUACCGAAGCAGCUAGCAUACCUUCCGGCGCUUAAUUCCAUGGCCAUAAACGGGAGGACCCUGCUUAUUCAACUCUCUUUGGCCGUAAUAUUAGCUGCUACAAUUACAAAAUUAGCAGCAGCUGAUGGACCCCUGACUCAAGCCCUGCCUGGCUGCAAAGACAAGUGUGGUGAUCUCACUAUUCCAUAUCCAUUUGGCAUAGGUGACGGUUGUUACCUCCGACCGGAAUUCAACAUCACUUGUGACCACUCCGCCACACCCCCAGCGGCAAACUUAACUGGUCAGACAUUCCGUAUUACCAAAUUUUCCCUUGAUGAGGGUGAGUUGCAAGUAAUGAUGUUCAUAUCCCGAGAUUGCUAUGCCACGGUUGACUCCCACGCUCGCAGAACCUACCGGAACAACCCAGCACUCUGGUUGCCUCCUCCUUAUACCAUAUCUGAUACCAAGAACAGAUUCAUCGCAGUUGGUUGUGACACUUACGCCCUUUUCCAAGGUUAUAGAGGCGAAGAAAGGUUCAUCACUGGGUGCAUGUCAUUAUGCAACAGCCUUGGAAGCGUCAGUGACUCUAAUUGCGCAGGCGUUGGAUGUUGCCAAACUUCCAUCCCCAGCGGACUGAAAAAUUGUACGGUUCAAUUGAACAGCUAUUACAAUCAUAGCUUUAUAAUGGACUUCAAUCCCUGCAGCUAUGCUUUCACUGUCGAACAAGGCCAGUUCGAAUUCAGCAGCACAAGUUUUGAUCAACUCACCAACACAAACCUACUUCCAAUGGUUAUUAAUUGGGAAAUUGAAGAUAAGACUUGUUAUUCUGCUUGCAAGGCAAAUAAUAGCAUGUGUGUCAACCGGACCGUUAAUAUCAGUGGUUCUGGUUACAUUUGUCAGUGCUUGGGAGGUUACCAAGGGAAUCCAUACCUCCCCCAUGGUUGCCAAGAUAUUGAUGAGUGCAAGUCCUCAAACCCGUGCAGUAUCGGAACGUGCGUAAAUGUACCAGGAAACUUUUCCUGUAAAUGUCCCGAAGGGUACAAAAAUGAUGGCGCGGAUAGAAAGAAUUGCAUCAAAGACAACCCGAACAAUCUCCUGCUUCUGAUUUCAUUGGGUGUCACUGGUGGGUUCUUGAUUUUACUUGCUGGAAUUUCAUGGACGUAUUGGGCAUUGCAGAGAAAAAAGAUCAUCAAACUCAAGGAAAAAUACUUCAAGGAAAAUGGCGGCUUGUUGUUGCAACAACAACUGGCUAGUCAAGAAGGCUCCGUGGAGGCAAUAAAAAUCUUUACUGGAGAAGAACUUAAGAGGGCCACAAACAAUUACCAUGACAGUAGAAUCGUUGGCGAAGGAGGCUAUGGAAUAGUUUACAAAGGAGUAUUGCCAGAUAGCAAUAAAGUAGUUGCCAUAAAGAAGUCCAAAAUUGGUGUGCCAACCCAAAAGGAGCAGUUUGUUAAUGAGUUGAUUGUUCUAUCUCAAAUCAACCAUAGAAAUGUGGUGAGACUAUUAGGUUGCUGCUUAGAGACAUCAGUGCCAUUACUAGUUUACGAGUUCAUUACAAAUGGCCCUCUUUUUGAGCACAUCCAUCAUAAAAAUGGCAGAGGAUCAUCAUUUUCAUGGGAAUUACGAUUGAAGAUAGCAGCAGAAACCGCAGGAGCACUAGCAUACUUACACUCCUCCGCUCUCAUGCAAAUCAUACACCGAGAUGUGAAAGCAACAAAUAUACUAUUAGAAGACAAUUACACAGCAAAAGUGUCAGACUUUGGAGCUUCGCGAUUGAUUCCUUUGGAUCAAAAUCAGCUAACAACAUUAGUACAAGGGACAUAUGGAUACUUAGACCCUGAAUACUUCUUAACGAAUCAACUAACCGAAAAGAGUGAUGUGUAUAGCUUUGGGGUUGUCCUUAUGGAGCUACUAACCAGCAAAGUAGCACUUUCUUUUGCCAGGCCUGAGGAAGAGAGAAACCUAGCAAGCUUGUUUGUUUGUGCAGUGGAGGAGGAUCGCUUGAAUCAACUUCUUGAUCAAGACAUAGUCAACGAUGGAAACAUUCAGACAGUGAAACAUGUGGCCAAUCUAGCAAAAGGAUGUGUGAGGUUAAAAGGAGGGGACAGGCCUACGAUGAAAGAAGUAGCGAUGGAGUUAGAAGGAAUGAGAACUACAUCAAAGCAUUCAUGGGGGAAAGCUGAUUUCACUCCAGAAGAGACUCAGUACUAUCUUGGUUCACCUAGUUCAGACAUUUACAGUACUGUUGCAGUUAGAGGUGACUUUAGUGGUACGAAGAGUAGCAUGGAAAUCCAAAUGUUAAUGCCAUAUGAUGAUGGCAGAUAAUUCAGGUAAUGUAUCCAAAAAAUAAAAACUAAAAUUGACAAAAUUUAGUAAUGGGAUUUUGUCAAGAUCGUGUUCAUAGAAUAUGAUU